This is a messenger RNA of Limanda limanda (common dab), 1278 nucleotides long. It is a transcript of the gene pard6a, whose product is annotated as par-6 family cell polarity regulator alpha. The transcript is spliced from 6 exons. Gene Ontology annotation, cellular component: nucleus; cell cortex; apical plasma membrane. The coding region runs from base 1 to 1278 and encodes 425 amino acids. Gene Ontology annotation, biological process: regulation of cellular localization; establishment or maintenance of cell polarity; centrosome cycle. Gene Ontology annotation, molecular function: protein kinase C binding. The record is from RefSeq and is a predicted model, not a curated record. Lineage: Eukaryota; Metazoa; Chordata; Actinopteri; Pleuronectiformes; Pleuronectidae.
AUGGUUUUAUCCGCAGUUCCUCAGUCAACCAGCCAGCCGGGGAGCAGUAUGUCAAGGCAGCAGCAGCAGCAGCAGCACCGGACGCCGUUAAAAGUCACCGACAGCGUGGUGGAGGUAAAGAGCAAAUUUGAGGCAGAAUACCGUCGCUUCGCUCUAAAGAAAAAUGGCCAAGGUGACUAUCAGGAGUUUUACCGCUUCCUCCAGACCAUCCAUCAUAUACCUGGUGUUGAUGUGCUCCUGGGAUAUGCUGACAUCCAUGGAGACCUCCUUCCCAUCAACAACGAUGAUAACUUCCAGAAAGCUGUCUCGUCAGCCAAUCCACUGCUCCGUAUUAUUAUAACCAAGAAAGAGGAUGAACCUGUCAUAUUUGCCAACAACUCCCUCCAGAGGCGUAAAAAGGGGCUGGGUUUAACUGGGCUGCGCGCCACAAGUUCAGGCUCCACCCACUCAAAGAACAAACCAGGUCUUAUGAUUGGCCUCCCUAAGAACUUCAGACAGAUCUCUUCCAUCAUUGAUGUGGACAUCUUACCUGAGACUCACCGACGUGUACGACUUCAUAAGCACGGUACCCACAAACCACUAGGCUUCUACAUUCGUGAUGGGGUGAGCGUGAGAGUGACCCCACAGGGUGUAGAGAAGGUUCCGGGCGUGUUCAUAUCGCGUCUGGUACGUGGUGGGCUAGCAGAGAGCACAGGGCUGCUUGGAGUUAAUGACGAGAUCCUUGAGGUGAACGGCAUCGAUGUAGCAGGGAAAUCUUUGGAUCAGGUUACAGACAUGAUGGUGGCCAACAGUCACAACCUAAUUGUGACUGUGAAACCAGCUAACCAGAGGAACAACGUUGUGCAUCGUGGGAGUAAGACCUCAAUGGGGAACUCUGGUUCUGUAGGCUCAGCUGGAUCUACUAGUUCGGCUUUGUCACAUGACUCACCAAGCCCUGCCUCUCAGAGCAAUCCCAUUACUGCAAGCAACAGUAUUGCAGAGGGUGACAGUGAUGACGAAGAUGAUGAUGGUGACAUCAUUCUGGAGAAUGACUGUCUGACACCCUGCGACUCCCACAGACUUAACAACAGUAACAACACCAACCUCAACAGAGACUUACCUGUGAACAGGCAGCACCCCUCCUCCGUGGUGAGGCCCCUCCCACAGAGCAUCUCAUUGCCCAAUAGUUUUGGAGCAUCCUUGAGUGACUGCUUUAUGAUGACGUCCAUUCACAACGAGAACACAGCCAGCAUCAGUCAGGAGAGCAUGAGAGAAGACGGCAACAUAAUAACACUGUAA